CCGGCCUGGAGGGGCUGCAGCUGCUUCCGGUUGUCGUUUGCAGAAUGAAGACCAUUCUCAGCAACCAGACGGUUGACAUCCCCGAGCAAGUCAGCGUUUCACUGAAGGGCCGGACAGUCAUUGUGAAGGGCCCCAGAGGAACCCUGCGACGGGAUUUUAACCAUAUCAAUGUGGAGCUGUCCCUCCUGGGGAAGAAGCACAAGAAGCUACGUGUCGACAAAUGGUGGGGUAACAGGAAGGAGCUGGCGACGGUUCGCACGAUUUGCAGCCACGUACAGAACAUGAUAAAGGGUGUCACGCUGGGGUUUCGUUACAAGAUGAGGUCAGUGUACGCUCACUUCCCGAUCAACGUCGUCAUACAGGAUAAUGGCUCGCUUGUGGAAAUCCGAAACUUCUUGGGAGAGAAGUACAUCCGCAGGGUGCGCAUGAGGCCAGGUGUUUCCUGUGCAGUAUCUCAAGCCCAGAAAGAUGAGCUGAUCCUUGAAGGGAACGACAUUGAAUUGGUCUCCAAUUCAGCUGCCUUGAUCCAGCAAGCCACUACAGUCAAGAACAAGGAUAUCAGGAAAUUCUUGGAUGGUAUCUAUGUCUCUGAGAAAGGAACAGUACAGCAGGCAGAUGAGUGAAACUCUUAAUAGUUGUCUGGAUCCUGAAA
This is a messenger RNA of Leptosomus discolor (cuckoo roller), 652 nucleotides long. NCBI's taxonomy places the organism in Eukaryota, Metazoa, Chordata, Aves, Leptosomiformes, Leptosomidae. The record is from RefSeq and is a predicted model, not a curated record.